Molecule: messenger RNA, 1617 nt
Organism: Eremothecium cymbalariae DBVPG#7215
Lineage: Eukaryota; Fungi; Ascomycota; Saccharomycetes; Saccharomycetales; Saccharomycetaceae
Product: PEX28-32 family peroxisomal membrane protein
Exons: 1
Coding region: 1-1617 (538 amino acids)
Biological process (GO): peroxisome organization
Cellular component (GO): peroxisomal membrane
Source: RefSeq, a predicted model, not a curated record
AUGAGCAAUUCGAAAAAAGAGACAAGGGCGCAGUUUGUAGAUGAGUCCCAUGGGUUGCCUUAUGGAGGCAAGAGCACUCAAAGUCUUCGUAGUGCUUUGAAGCAGCGGAGACCAUCUGCAGAUGGUCAUUAUAGUACUGGUGAUGAUGAUAAAGAAGAUGAAUUAGGUAGUUUAGUUGUUUCGUCGCCUUUGCUGAAUUCUACGCCUCCGACGGUGACGAAAUCAUUAGUGAAAUUGUAUCCUUAUCUGAUCAUCGCAGAUAGGGUUUUGAGUAUGUUGACGUGGACUACUGAUGAUAUAUGGGAAAGUGUUUUGCUGGUAAUUUGCUUUAUGACCAGUGUUAUCUAUUUCGAGGCUUUGAUUAAAUUCUUUGGUCAUUUGCUGAUUGUUGGAAUUUUAUGGGGGUAUUCAUUGCUGGACAAGUACGUUGAGGAAACGAUACGAGAUCGGCCAACGUUGGACGAUAUUGUACAAAUGAUGUCCAGGGUUGUUACAAAGUCUGAUUUGAUGCUUUCGCCAAUCAGCGUUUUGAAUGGCAACGAUAUAAAGAGGCUGUUGUUUACUAUGGUGUUUCUAUCUCCAAUAUACAUGAUUAUUACAAUGUUUAUGAUUCCUCCAAGGAAGUUUGUUCUGGUUGCCGGGGUUUAUCUGUUGACUUAUCACUCUUCGUGGUCCUGUGUGACUAGGAAGUUGUUAUGGCGUUUUAAGUUGGUGAGAUUGCUCGCCUUCUACGUCACUGGCUUGGAUCUUGGUGGUGUUAACAAGAAUAAAGGAGGUAUAUUUGCAGCGGUCCACAAAAAGGUUAAGAAGCUCUCUGGCACCAAGAAUGGUGCUAACGAGGAUAAGCCAAUCCGGUUCACAUAUGUUCUUUAUGAGAAUCAAAGACGGUGGCUCGCUAUUGGCUGGACUUCUAACAUGUUGAGCUACGAAAGGAGUGCGUGGACUGACGAGUUUUUGAAUGAGGCACCCCAACCAGAUCAAUUCAAGCUCCCUGAAGAAAAUGGAGGCAUGAUUUGGAGAUGGGUGGAUAAAACGUGGAGACUAGACAUGACCAAUGAUGGCGCGAUCCAUUUGCCUAGCACGAGACUCAAGACUACAGCCACGCCUAACUCCGACGACGGUUUUAUCUAUUAUGAUAAUACAUGGAAGAAACCAUCCACUGAAGACUCCUUUUCUAAAUAUACCAGACGCAGACGAUGGAUUAGAACCGCCGAACUAAUUAAGCUUGGAUCUAUCGGCGAUGCUGACGAUGAGCCAAUGUCUACAUUUAUCUCAGAGGACGAUGCAGAGGUUCUUGAAGACGUUGCUGCGGGUGGAAGGAAGGUCGUAAGGUUUGGGGAGGACGAAUCUAGUCCUCUCGGUUCGCGUGAAAGAAAAGUAUCCUUCAGUGAAGUAGAUGACAUUCACAUCAUACCAUCACCCGAAGAGGAAAAUGGAACUACGAGUAAUAAGAACAGUAUUUCGGGCCCAGUAAAGGACAGGUCUAAAAACAAGCCAGAGGAAGAAAUUGAAAAUACUAAACUUGAAUGUAUUCCUGCAGAAGAGAGUGAAAGCGCAAAGAAUGCGCAACCACCAUCUAAUCAGAAAGAGUCUCUAGCCGAUAAGAAAAGUGUAUAG